ACAUGGCAGCUAGUUCUUCAAGUCCUCUGACAACACCUGAUUUGCCCCUGCAACUGCAGCCUGCUUCUGUGACAUUGCUACAUUCGCUCUAUAAUGGACAUAUCUGCACAUUGCCAGGCCGGCUCAGAAUCCAGCCCUUCUUGUGGAGCAAGGAUGAUGUGAUUCACUGGCUAAGAUGGGCAGAGAAGGAGUACGGUCUCAGAGAAUCUGAUGAAAGCAAAUUUGAAAUGAAUGGGAAAGCCCUCUGCAUUCUCACCAAAGAAGAUUUUCGAUUUCGGGCUCCUAAUUCAGGGGAUGUUUUGUUUGAGUUACUCCAAUACAUUAAGACCCAAAGAAGGGAGCUUGUUUGCAGCCCUUUCUUUCACUCUCCCUUUCGGGAUGUAGACCAUGCACAGGCCACUACAGAAGACGAUCUCUCAGCUGAUGGCCACGUACUCCCUACCAAAUGUUUGGUUGUCACUGAUAGUCAUCUCGGACAUGCAGACCAAGCUAGAUCUUCUCCCACCAAGACCUUCUACAGCCCUUGGAAAAGCUCGCUCUCUCAUCAGGACAGAGAGAUAAGUCACAGGACAGGUGUUACUUGUUCCUGUCGCACGAUGUCACCAACUCCAGUCAGUGGUAAAAUUGCAGACUGCAAAUUACUCUGGGAGUAUGUGUACCAACUUCUUUGUGACAGUCAAUAUGAAUCAUUUAUCAAAUGGGAAGAUAGAGAAGCCAGAAUCUUCCGGAUUGUAGAUCCCAAUGGACUUGCCAGGCUCUGGGGAAAUCACAAGAAUCGUAGAAAUAUGACAUAUGAGAAGAUGUCAAGAGCUUUGAGGCAUUACUAUAAACUGAACAUGCUCAAAAAGGAACCUGGACAGAAACUCUUAUUCAGAUUCUUGAAAACUCCUGAAGAAAUACAACAUGGCAAAGUCAGUAAGUUUGAACAGCUGAAUAAUGAAAAGCAAGAAAAAGAGGACUGGAAAGAAAGUGUUUUCGAAGUCUCACCAUAGAAAUCUGGCAAGACAAAGCAGCAUCAAGGGUUUGUUUUAGGCAAAUGAAAGGUUUAAAGUAAUUGGACAGAGUGAAUAACAUCUUGGACUGGGGGUUGGAGUUGGCUGAGUUUCAGUUCAAAUGGGUAGAAUUAAUUCAACCUCUGCUGUUUUUCUGACUGCUUACUUUUGAACUACAGUCUUAACUGUAACACAAGUAUGGACAGGUUUUCAUUUGCAUAACCUUGGAAGGCCUGUUAAAAAUUGAACCUUUCAGAGGUCAUUAAUGGGAAGGGCCACCAUGAAUCAGAAAUUCUUUUGUUAUGUAUGUCAAUAACAGUAGUCGGCUAUUCCAACAAUAAUCAAAUUUUUUUUAACAAUCUGGAAACUGGUCAUAUUGUGUGUGUGUGUGUGUGUGUGUGUGUGUAGAUAUAAUGGAUUAAACCAUUAUGACCAGCAUGAAAAGGCAUUUUCAAAAUUCUGCUUUACCAGUAUGCAGCAUCCAGAAAAUCAGAAUAUUUGGUGCUGAAUCUUCAUACAUUUUGUUAAAAUGAUUGGAUACAAAUAGCUGCACCUUGACAUUUGCCAACCUGACUCCUAAAGGAGUGUAUAGUGGCUUUUAACUUGUUUUUGUUGUAGGCAGUACAGGCUGCCUUUUAAUCUGGCUCACAGCCAAAGUAGAUUGAAAUCAGGGUAAUUACCACCGUGAUAAUACAGUACCUUAUUCCAUAAAUUUUAUCUUGAGUCUCUGGAGUUAUUAACCUAGUUUAAUUUUUUUAACAGAUGAGAAACAGCAGCCAAGAAAUAGAAUACCAGUCUUUCACCAACUCCCCCUAAUGUUAACAAAAUUUUGAUCCCACUUUCAGAAGACACUAGAUAUCAUUAUUGGCCUCCAGAAAUGUGCUAGGAUUGUGUGGAAGUGAUAGCUAGAAUCAGGUCAUUCUCUCAGCCACGUAAGUGUGAGAGAAGAGUCUGAAUUUUGAUAUGGGGUUGGGGGAGGGGGUUGCUUUCUUGAUAAUUUUCAAACAUUUCAUGUCAGCUUAUUGAUUUUAAUUUCAACAUUACUAAUAACAAUUUGUCUCUUGGAUUACAGUAUAUUCGGGCUGUAAUUCAUGCAGCUAGUCUUGCAGCGCGGCCAGUGACCGAUGGGCACUCGGAGCUGUAUCAGAAGUUGCAUUGUAUUAUUUCUGUGUGGCAAGAUAUAAACUAUGAUGUGGGCACAGCUUAGAGGUGUUCCAUAGUAGGCAAAUUCAUCAGCAGCUUGACCAAUGCCCAUGGCUUCCAGGGACAUUCAGGAAGUUGUCCUUUGAGGGGAAAUAAAAUCUCCAAUCUCUGAAUGGGAAUGCAGGUACAGUACUCAUAUUAAACAUGCAUUACAGUAGGACUGCCAUAUCCGAGGGAGAUAAUUUCCAACCCCCCCUGCGCGGACAUUGGAAAACACGGAAGUACAGUAUUGAACACUAUCCAUUGCAUGGUCCCUGUCUCCCUCUAGUGACCAGUUCUAAUUAACAUACCCUGGAAAUACAGAUAAAUAUGUAUUUCUUUUACUUUAGUACUUUCAAGCAGUGCAUAAGUGAAUCAGUGCAUACAGUAGGGGGUCCUACUGUACUCACAUCCAUGUUUCUGAACAAGAACAUGUUCUUGUUUCUGGCUGGCUUAAGGUGCUCAUAGAGGGAAGCAUUUCUUUUUAUGUAUUCUAGUGAAUGAAGUGAUCUCAACAAGCUUUACUUAGGAGCCGGAGGACACUUGAGAAAGACUACGUAGAGAAAGAUCUAGGGAGAAAUGGGCUUCUGAUUCCAGGCUCAGAUGAGUUCUCUCUAGCAGAAACAUUCAUACAGCUAGUCUUGCAUUGCAGUCAAUGGUAAUGUGUACUCAGCUGUAUCAAAAACUACAUCUUCCCAUCCACAGUAAAUUCAUGAGAGUGACUGUACUUACUAGACACCUUGGAAGUCUGUAUUUGGUGGAAGUACGUAAAUAAAAAUAAUGUGAUUUAAGAAGACAAAAGCUCAAGAAAACGUUCGCUGAUUUCUUCGGUCAAGACUGUGAUCGGCACAGGUGUGGGGAACCAUGUCGCUGUCUGCUCCAGCUCCCAGCAGCCCUAGCAGUCAGUGGAGUGAAGGAUGAUGGGAAUUGCAGUUCUCACAACAUCUAGAAGGUUGUGAGUUCCCUAUUCCUCUCCUAUUGUAUGAGUAAUGUUCAGGCUGGACUAGUGUGAUGCAUUCUCCUUAUAUGCUGUUAAACUGCUGCUGACUUAUGGUGACUGUCUGAAGUAGUGGCCUCCAAAAUGUCCUGUCAUUAACGUUGUUCAGGUCAUCAAAUCAGAUGGCUGGAGUUGAUCUGCCGUUAGAAGAUGAGAGCACAUCAUUGUUCCAGAGCUACAGUUUCUUGGGCGCUUCAUGUCUGAGCAGGGACAUUAGCCUGUGUCUAAUUUCUGAUAAUCAUUCACAACUUUAAUUUCCACGCUAUUAGGAAAUCAGAGUAAAUCAUGUGAUGAAAAUUGGACACCAUUUAACACUUAAAAGAUGUGCUGCUUCUCCCUGCAAGGUCUCUGCAGCAUCCAGCUCAAUGCCCUUUUCCAUUUGUUCAUCUUUCAUCAAGCACAGAAGCACACAAGAAUGUUUUGUUCUACGGAGGACCUCCAUCUCUAGAAUGGUUGCCCUGAGGGCAUCGUUAUGAAGUUUGAAUGAAGAUCUGCUGACCUAUAGUGCUUUCUCUCUGGCCUGCCCCUGUUUUAUAGGACUGUUUUUGGUUCAAUUGUGUUUUAAUUUUUAUUGAUGUUUCAGCUGGAAUAUUUUUCAUGUUAGUUUUAUUUAUUUAAUAAUAACAAGAAUAAUAAUA
This is a messenger RNA of Pogona vitticeps (central bearded dragon), 3809 nucleotides long. The record is from RefSeq and is a predicted model, not a curated record. Lineage: Eukaryota; Metazoa; Chordata; Lepidosauria; Squamata; Agamidae.